Messenger RNA from Lachancea dasiensis, 1974 nucleotides. The record is from the annotation of a GenBank genome assembly. Lineage: Eukaryota; Fungi; Ascomycota; Saccharomycetes; Saccharomycetales; Saccharomycetaceae.
AUGCACCAAAAGCUGUAUCCAAGGUCGGAUCGCACCGCUAAAUCCGACUCUUCAUCUUCCCAAUCUUCGACGUCAAGUUCGUCCUCUAGUUCAUGCUCUGGAAGCGGAUGUGAAAAACCUACCGACUCAACGGAGACGGCGGCCGUUGUUGUAGCUGUUGUCGUUCCUGUUUUUGUUGUUGCAGUGGUCUUAGCGUUAGUACUUUACAAAGUAUGGAAAAGAGGCAAGAAAGAAGCAAACUUUGAUAAUGACCCAGAGUUCGAUGGAGACGGAGAGUAUUUGCCUUCUGUUGAUCACAACGUAGAAUUAAGAGAACGCAGCGUACCUGGACGUAUGUUUGAUACCAACUACGACCACGAGUCUAAAGACCUUGGAUACCCAAGAAACUCCUAUCACCACUCCGUUUCCAAUAGCAAUUUUCCCGUAGAUCCAUUCCAUCUACCAGAUAGUAGUGAUGCAGAUCAACUGAGAUCAUUCGCGCGUUCCAUACAAAACCACGAUUUAGAUGGCUACAAACUGGCUUCUAGAAGCGCCAGUGAAGUUUCGCUUCCAAAAUCGAGCUUCGGACUACAAAGACCGCAUGUUGCUUCUCUUACCCAUUUGAGAGACUCUUUUGGCAGCAGCAAUAUGCAGUCUGUCGAAUCUGUUUCCCACUGGACCAAAAUGGAUGACGACAACCUGGCGCAUGAAUUAGCGACGAAAGUGAGCAGUGAACUCAACGAAGACGUGACAUCCGAAAUCGAGGAUAGUCCUAUAAAGAACGCCAGGGGUGACGUAAAGCAAGGCUACAUAACUUCCACCAUUGGCCUCGAUCCCGAAAAAAGUGCAAGGGAGAGUACUUCCUUCAAUACUGAUGAUUCAAGUUCCCACAGGUCCUUCGUGGAUGCCAGCCGUGAAAUUAGCCAGCACAACGAUAGUGCUCUACCUGCAGACGAUGAAAAUGAACAGUUCUUGACUUCCAAAGAAGAAGAGAAUAUCAAACGUAUGAAAAGUAUCUACGAAGUUUAUCUGGACAGAAAUGGGACAGUGAAGACUGAGAGAACGAGUGGUAAUGACCAUCCCGAAGAAAUGGUCUCCGUAAAUAGAGGAUUUAAUACCUCAGAGUUGCUUCCAGCAGAAGCCUCAUCACAGAUCAAUUCAGCGGUCAAGGCUCAACAAUCUUACCAACAAAGUGCUAGCAUCAGCAACCCACACUUCCAUGAAGAACAUUCAAGGUUGCCGCUGCCAGUAGACAAUGGUCGGAGACCCGUUUCGUCGAUUUACUCGGAUAUGCCUUCUUUUCCGCAGCAAUCGGCUCAGCCUGGCUACUCUCAAAUGCACCUCCAGCAGGCGCCACAAGCCUAUUACCAACCUCAGUACCAACAACAACCAUACAACGGUUCAGGCGGACCACAUGUGUAUGCUCACCAAGCGCAUGCUCUACAGCAAUAUUACCACCCCCAAGCUCUUGAGAAUAUUGAAGAAUUACCUACUCCUUCCCAUCUCCCAUUCUCGGAAUCAACCUCUUCUUUGACAUCAUAUAAGAAAAUCGGAAAGUCAACGUACUCUAACGGCGUUUCGGGACCAGUGGUGAAUCCAAUCGAUCAUCCAGAACUAUUUUACAAUCAAACUUCAGCGCCGGUUGCUACAACUGGAACUCUCUCGAACCAUGCUAAUCAGGCUCAGAGUCUACCCCACCACUUGAGACAAAGUGUUGUUAUGACAAACCCGGCCGAUCUUAUGUUCCCCAAAGUGUAUAAACCUGCGGGUUCUUUCAGGAAUAUCAGUGCGGCAAACUCCAGGAAUAAUAGCUUGACGUCGCAAAACAACGUUCAACAAUUCCAAUCACAAAUGGCACAUCAAAGGGUGAGUGGUAUUCUUGACGAUGACGAUACUAUGCAACCCCCUAGGUUCGGGGGUAUAUUGCCCCACAAUGGAUCCAACGAAGAUCUGAGAAGACAGCUGGGCUCUUCCGAAAACUAUACGGUAACAUAA